This is a messenger RNA of Varanus komodoensis (Komodo dragon), 1291 nucleotides long. It is a transcript of the gene TMEFF2, whose product is annotated as transmembrane protein with EGF like and two follistatin like domains 2. Lineage: Eukaryota; Metazoa; Chordata; Lepidosauria; Squamata; Varanidae. Bases 1 to 1161 code for a protein of 386 amino acids. Gene Ontology annotation, molecular function: protein binding. The record is from RefSeq and is a predicted model, not a curated record. The transcript has 10 exons.
AUGGUGUUGUGGGAAUCUUCCCCAGCUCGGCAGUGCAGCAGCAGCAGCGGUGGCGGCGGCGGCGGCAGCAGCAGCUGGACACUUUGCGAUUGCUUUUGCUGGUUGCUCCUGCCGGUGAUGUUACUCAUCAUAGCCCGACCGGUGAAACUUGCAGCGUUCCCUACCUCCUUAAGUGACUGCCAAACGCCUACUGGGUGGAAUUGCUCUGGUUAUGAUGACAGAGAAAAUGAUCUCUUUCUCUGCGACACCAAUACCUGUAAAUUUGAUGGGGAGUGCUUAAGAAUUGGAGACACCGUGACUUGCGUCUGUCAGUUCAAGUGUAACAGCGACUAUGUGCCUGUGUGUGGCUCCAAUGGCGAUACUUAUCAGAACGAAUGCUACUUGAGACAGGCUGCCUGCAAACAGCAAAGUGAAAUCCUGGUGGUGUCCGAAGGAUCGUGUGCCACCGAUGCAGGCUCUGGAUCUGGGGAUGCAGGAAGCGAAGGUUCUGGAGAAACCAUCCAAAAGGAAACUUCCACCUGUGACAUUUGUCAAUUUGGGGCAGAGUGUGAUGAAGAUGCAGAGGACGUUUGGUGUGUGUGCAACAUUGACUGUUCUCAAACCAACUUCAAUCCCCUCUGUGCUUCGGAUGGGAAAUCUUAUGAUAAUGCAUGUCAGAUCAAAGAAGCAUCUUGCCAGAAACAAGAGAAAAUUGAAGUCAUGUCUUUGGGUCGAUGUCAAGAUAACACAACCACCACUACAAAGUCAGAAGAUGGACAUUAUGCAAGAACGGAUUAUGCAGAAAAUGCAAACAAAUUGGAAGAAAGCGCCAGGGGAAUCUACAUUCCUUGUCCAGAACAUUUUAAUGGCUUGUGCAUGCAUGGAAAAUGCGAACAGUCUGCUAAUAUGCUGGAACCAUCUUGCAGGUGUGAUGCAGGCUACACUGGGCAACACUGUGAAAAGAAGGACUACAGCGUGUUAUAUGUGGUUCCAGGCCCUGUACGAUUUCAGUACGUCUUAAUAGCAGCAGUGAUUGGAACUAUCCAGAUUGCUAUUAUCUGCGUUGUCGUCCUCUGCAUUACAAGGAAAUGUCCCAGGAGCAACAGAAUUCACAGGCAGAAGCAAAACACAGGGCACUACAGUUCAGACAACACAACAAGAGCAUCGACCAGGUUAAUUUAAAAGAGCGCAUGUUUCCACAAUGGCAAAAGUAAACUGCAGAGAGCUUGGACUUACAAAAAUACAGUAUUAUAGACAAAAGAUCUACACAUGUUGCCUUGCAUUUGUGGUAAUCUACACCAAUGAGAAAAAA